GGACGAGGAGAUCUCGUCGUAUUUGUAGUACUAGACCAGCACCAUGACAGCAGACGACUGUGUCCAAGUUUGUGUGCGCAUCCGACCGACGAGCAAGAAGGAAAAGGUCGAGGCGGCGAUCGCGGCCAACAACUGCGUCCGCGUGCCCGCCAGCCCCAUCCCUACGCAGCUUGUGGUGGGGAAGGACCGGCCGUUUACAUUUGACCGCAUCCACACUGUGGACACGACCCAAGAGGCGCUGUACGCCGCGUCGGUGACGUCGCUCGUCGAGGGGUUUGUCGAGGGAUACAACGCCACCGUGCUCGCGUACGGCCAAACGGGCACGGGGAAGACGUUUACGAUGACGGGGGGGGCUGCCUACAGCACCAAAAUCCAGGACGCCCACGGCGUGAUCCCCCGGGCGGUAUGUCACGUGUUUGCGCUCAUGCAGGCCCGCCACGAAGCAACCGAGUGCCUCUUGCGCGUGGAAUACCUCGAGAUUUACAACGAAGAGCUACGCGAUUUGCUGCACCCAGAGACGUCGUCCAAGAACUUGUCGAUUCGAGAAGACGCCGACGGACACAUUGUGGUCACGGGCGCGAAAUCGCAAGCGGUGCAAAGCCCCGACGACGUCAUGCGGCUGCUGUCGAUGGGGUCGGCGGCGCGGGUGACGGGAAGCACGCAGAUGAACGAGCAAUCGUCCCGGUCACACGCCAUCUUUACGCUCGUGCUGCAGCAAAAGGCCCGCGACUCGGGAGAGCUCACACACGCCAAGUUCCAUUUAGUGGAUUUGGCAGGGUCGGAGCGGGCCAAGCGGACGGGGGCGGUCGGGGGGCGCUUCAAGGAAUCGGUCAACAUCAACCAAGGGCUGUUGGCGCUGGGCAAUGUCAUUUCCGCACUAGGCGACGACGCCAAGAAGAAGAAUUCGCAUGUUCCGUACCGUGACUCCAAGCUGACGCGGCUGCUGCAGGACUCCCUCGGCGGGAACUCCAAGACACUCAUGAUUGCGUGCGUGAGCCCCGUGGCCGCCAACUUUGACGAGACGCUCAACACACUCAAGUAUGCCAACCGCGCCAAGAACAUCAAGAACCGACCCGUGGUGAACCAUGUCAAGGAGGCCGACACGAACGACACCAUCUUGCGUAUGAAGCAAGAGAUCGAACUGCUCCAACGGCAACUGGGCACUCCCCCAACACCCGUCGUGGCCGUCCCAGUCGACAACCAGCAGUCCCAUCACGAGCAACUUGAAGCCGCGUGGACGGCCAAAGUGAACGCGUUGCAGUGUGUGAUUCAGUCGGCCAAGGUCGCGGCGAAACAAGGAGCGACGGCGCUGGUGGCCUUGGAGCGGGACAUCAAGUCCCUCGGACGACCGAUUCAACAACGCCUGAACGACGUGGUCAAGGUGCUCAACGGCAUUGUCGUCCUGCAGCACGACAACUCAUCGUCGUCCGAAUUGGGAUUGAUCAUUGACGCAAGCGAUACCGUCCCGACCAACAACAACCAGCCUCCUCAUCGUCAUUCCAGAGAGUUUCAUGCAGAAAUCAACGCCCUCCACGAAAAGCUCAAACAAGACGUCGAGAUUUUCGAGCUCAAAAGCCAAGAAAUGGACCAGUUUCAACGCCAACUGGCGUGUGCCCACGUCGAAAUCGAGUCGUUGCGGGCAUUAAACCAACAGCUCCAACGAGAUGCGGCUGCAAAGGUCCCUGCUGCGGGGAUGGGGUCGCCGACUCGACCAAGUGUGGAGGCUGGACCCGAACGAAAGUCGCAGAGCUUGUUUGCCAGACGCCACCAUGGCGCCCACGACGAUGACGACGGCGACAACGUGUUGAUGGCAGAACCAGAAGUGUCCGCCGAGACUACCACGACCAUUCUCAACUUGCAACAAGAAAUUGUGGCCUUGAAAACAGACUUAGCGAAAGCCAAGUCGACUAAUAAUGACAUCGGUGGUGGCGGCGGUGUGCUAUUCACAACCACCCCACCACCACCCAUGAAGCCAAAUGAAUCGCAUAUUCCCGUGACACGAGCGCAGACGGCCAAGCUUCCACGGAGCGCGCCGCUUCCACUCCAUUCGGUAGCAGCGCUCCCCCCGCCGCCAAAAACGGCAGACCCGUCGGCCGCCCCGCUGGACAAGACGGCGAUCCGCGCCAUGUUCCAAACGCAGUUGUUGGCCGCUGUGGAGAGUCACGUCAAGCAAGCGCAGGUUGCCACCAUGUUACAUGCCAAGGAGGCUACUGCCAAGGAGAAAGACGAGAUCGCACGGCGCAAGCAUGGCCUUGAAAUGGAAAAAAUGCGACAAAGUUUGUCGGUGCAGUCGAGCAUCACCGACUUGUCCGAGACCAUUCACGCCAUGAACUGCAAACUGAACAUGGCGGCGGCGCCAGACCCGGACGAACUGGCCCGACUCAAGCGCAGAAAAGAGCGCGCCGAGAAGAAACUCGCGCUGUUUGUACAAAAGAUGGAAACGCAGUCGUACGUGGACCCGGCCGUGCAAGACGAAUUGACGGCGUUGGAGGAGCAAAUCGAAGACUUGACGUCGCAGAUUUUAUUCCAAGACUCGCAGCUGGAAUCCGCCCAAGCGCUGAUGGUGCCUUCGAAAGCGUCGAAUAUCGAUCACUUGCUCAAGCACGUGGCAAGCUCUGGUGCCACCAUCGACAGGACACUCAAAACUUGGAUCAAAAUGUGCUGGACAGAGUUGGUGGACGUGUGUGUGCAGAUGAAAGCGGUACAGAUGACGUUGCAACUCCAAGACGAAAUGGUCGCGCAACUCACCCAGAAUCGCGAGCAGUUGGAGAACGGGCUGCAUGCCGCCAGAGCCGAGUACGAUCGACGACUCAUGCAGAGCGAACUUCUCCAAACCAACGACAAGAAACAAAUGGACGAGCUCAUGGUGCUGCUGGCGGACAAACAAUGCCAGAUCGAUGCACUCAACGCGGCUGAAAAGACGUCAUCGAGCGACGCCAAGACCCUCGCCGACUUGAACCACCUCGUCACUGCCCGUCAAAAUGAGCUGGACCAGCUCAAGAAACGGUUGGUCGAGGCUGACAAAGACAAAAAGCGCUUGGUCGAGUACGACCGGUACGUAUCGGAGCGGCAAGUGGAAUGGGAAUCCAAGCAUGCGCAGCUUCAGCAAGCCCUAGAAGGGGAGCGCCACAACGCUCAAGUUACUAUCGAUGCCUUGAUGCAGCAGGUCGCUGCAGCCCAGACUCUCGCGGCGAGUACUCCAACGGGGUCGGAAGAGCUAAUGGGGUUGAAGGAUAAGCUCCAGACCCAGCAAGAGUAUGUGGUGAGCUUGGAGAAGCACGUGGUGCUGUUCAAGAACAAGGCGAAACAGGCCCAGCAGCAGCUGCAGCAACUCAUUCGCGACUCGUCUGGAAACCAGAGCAGCGACGACGACAACCCGCGCAUCAAACAGCUGGAGGAUGUGAACGACUGCUUGAUGAAAGAGAAUGCCGCCAUGAAGGUGCAUAUGCGGGCGAUGAAAGGCGCCGAGCCGUCCGAGCCCCAUGUCCGUGUACGCAUUCCAAAGGCGGAAUUGAAAGAGAUCGACGGACCAACCGACGCGGUUGCACGACCCAGAGAGCAGCAAUAAAGCGCCCAUCAAGUCCCCAAGCCAAUGUUUCAACUGCAUAAAUGAGUGAAUGCUAUUUUGGUCUAAACAGCUUUACACUUCAAUUUAUAUAUGUACGGCUCGUAUUGC
Molecule: messenger RNA, 3676 nt
Organism: Aphanomyces astaci
Lineage: Eukaryota; Oomycota; Saprolegniomycetes; Saprolegniales; Verrucalvaceae
Exons: 13
Coding region: 44-3568 (1174 amino acids)
Biological process (GO): microtubule-based movement; mitotic spindle organization
Molecular function (GO): microtubule motor activity; microtubule binding; ATP binding
Source: RefSeq, a predicted model, not a curated record